AUGGCGGCCUCUGCAAAGAUCGCCACGGAGUUUCUCAAGGAUCCACUGAUCUGGUUAUUCCUCGCCUCGCUGGCUUUCGUCAUUCUGCAGAGUCGGCGGCUGGGCAGCGCGCCAUUUCCUCCGGGUCCGAAGCCGCUGCCAGUCAUCGGCAACAUGACGUUAGUGGACCCGCUGACCCACCGCGGCCUAGCGGCGCUAGCGAAGCAGUAUGGCGGGCUGCUGCACCUUCGCCUCGGCAGGCUCCACGUCUUCGCGGUGUCGACGCCAGAGUACGCGCGCGAGGUGCUGCACGUGCAGGACGCCGCCUUCUCGAACCGCCCGGCCACCAUCGCCGUCGUCUACCUCACCUACGGCCGCUCCGACAUGGCGUUCGCGCACAACGGCGCCUACUGGCGCCAGAUGCGCAAGCUCUGCGUCACCAAGAUCUUCAGCCGACGCCGCGCCGAGACGUGGCUCGCCCUGCGAGACGGGUACGGGGCGCUCGCCCGCGCCGUCGGCAGGCGCAGCGGCGAGGCCGUCAACCUCGGCGAGCUCAUCUUCAACCUCACCGUCAGUGUCAUCUUCCGCGCCGCCUUCAGCACACGCGACGAGGAUGGGCUGGAUGAGUUCAUCGCCAUUCUCCAGGAGUUCUCCAGCCUCCUAGGAUUGUUCCACAUCGGUGACUUCUUCCCGUGGCUCGGCUGGGUGGGCCGGCGGGGCUUCAACCGCCGCCUCCGCACGGCGCGCGGCGCUCUCGACAAGUUUAUCGACAGGAUCAUCGACGAGCACAUGAGGAGGGGAAAGAACGCCGCCGACCCCGACGCUGACUUGGUAGACGGCCUGCUCGCGUUCCUCACCGAGGCAAACCCAAUCAGCGGGAAGCACAGAGAGGACGCCCUCCGCUUCACCCGCGAUAACGUCAAGGCCAUGAUUAUGGUACGUAACUGGUACUGUAUUUAGCAUCUUACAGUCUUUACUCUUUACUGUAUCCAUGGCGGUGUGCUCCACACUAGCUGGCUCUACCGACGGACGGCUUGAUCUGCAGAGUAUGACCA
Molecule: messenger RNA, 1034 nt
Organism: Triticum dicoccoides
Lineage: Eukaryota; Viridiplantae; Streptophyta; Magnoliopsida; Poales; Poaceae
Product: cytochrome P450 84A1-like
Exons: 1
Coding region: 1-939 (312 amino acids)
Molecular function (GO): oxidoreductase activity, acting on paired donors, with incorporation or reduction of molecular oxygen; monooxygenase activity; iron ion binding
Source: RefSeq, a predicted model, not a curated record